Messenger RNA from Pyricularia grisea, 1878 nucleotides. RefSeq lists its product as uncharacterized. Lineage: Eukaryota; Fungi; Ascomycota; Sordariomycetes; Magnaporthales; Pyriculariaceae. The coding region runs from base 1 to 1878 and encodes 625 amino acids. The transcript has a single exon. The record is from RefSeq and is a predicted model, not a curated record.
AUGGAAAAUUACCAGUAUAGGCCGCUUUCGGCGGCUCGCCAAAUCCGCAUUUUCAGGCUGUUUGCUGGGGGAGAGGCCAACGAACUGUCGGGCGAACUAGUCCAUGCAUCGUUUGAUAAAUUGCCGGUCUUUUUGGCACUAUCGUACGCAUGGGGCAACUCAGAGAUGAUGAAAACAAUCCGCUGCUCCAACCUCAGUUUUCGGGUCAAAAUAAACUUAUACAGUGCCCUCCGGCACCUAAGGCAGCCCGAUAGCGACACCCUCCUUUGGGCGGACGCACUCUGCAUUAACCAGGAGGACAUCCCCGAGCGAAACCAGCAGGUCAGGAUGAUGGGAGACAUCUACGCUGCAGCGGAACGCACAAUCAUUUGGCUUGGCCCAGAGUCGAAAGAGAUCAACCUUGCUUUUGACUGGUUGCAAAGUUUUGCGGCGGCUUUAGGGGAGUUACUGAACCAUUUGCCGACUGCCGGUAUGCAAUCAGCAGCCAAGAAUAUGGAAGGCCUCAUCGCGGAUCAGCUCCAAACGAUAUUCGCCAAGGUGAAAGCCUCAUCCACCAUCAAUCAAAAGGAUGCUUAUCAGUGUAUAUCGGUUUUGCUUCAGCGUUCGUGGUUUACACGAAAGUGGAUCAUCCAAGAGCUUUUCCAAUCACGGAAGCCAAUGCUGGCCGCUGGCAGGAACUUUCUUGACUGGACAACACUGGCGCUCUGGUUAGAAUUUAUUCAAUUGCAACCUACUCAGGGGGGAAUGCUGAUUUGCAACUUCCCUGAGUCUCAGGAUUCCGACACCAAGGUACCGUCGCUCCAGCUGGCGCGAGCUACGCUUCUGGGGAGGAUUCAGCGAUCCCCAAAGAGGCUUUUGAUGUACAACCUGGCAACCACACUUGACUUUGAAUGUGGUGAGCCCCGAGACCACAUCUUUGCGCUUGUUGGGAUUGCUUCGGAUGCAAACCGCUUCAAUAUUAUCGAUUACGGAAGUACGGUGGAGGACAUCUGCCGGCAGCUCGCUAAUGUCUGUGUUAGUGAUGCAACCAGCCUCAGACUGCUGUGGCUCAUUGGCUAUCUCAUGCCGUUGGAGCGCCGGCUGCAUUCCUGGGUUCCCAACCUUGAGACAGUUGUGGCGGACAGGAGGAACGGGAGCAACCUGACUUCACCAUUCUGGGCGGAGAAGCCCACCGACUACAGCGCCGCUGGAGACUCGGUUCUACAGGCCAGUGUUGAUGCUGCGAGAGGUCUGCUGAGAAUCCGUGGUCGCAUCGUCGAUAAAAUCCAGCUUCUUGGGCAGGACUGUCGAAGUCUCAGAAACGCCGAUUUUGCCGCCUUCGCCAAAGUGCCUGAAAGCCGACGCAGCUUUGAAAAUGAUUGCAAGAAGGUGCUUGAGCGGAGGUACAGGUGGAUGGAACAAUGCAUAGCGAUUGCAAAGACUACGAGCAGCGCCAAUGGCGAGGAGACUUUCAGCAACGCGCUCUGGGGCAGUCCGCGCAUUAGUGAAGAGAGCUUACAAGGCGUGGAAUCAGCAGGGCAUAGACUUUCCGCCCAUCUACGCCUUCUGGAGGAUAUAAAAUCCAACGAAAGUAGCACUUCCUCUUCCGCUUUCACCAAGAUGGAAAGUUAUCCUGAUUAUGAUUUGGAAGACAAGAUAGCGGAAGGGCAGCGACGGCGGUUUGGCAGCACCGUAAACAGGCGGACAGGCUGGCUGCCACCGAUGGCCAAGGAGGGAGACCUGAUUUGCAUCUUUGACGGCAUGGAUCUUCCUUAUGCUAUCUGUUCAGGGGCUGAUGGUCGGUACCUACUCAUCGGAGAGUGUGUUAUCACGGGACUGAUGAAUGGUGAAGGUAUGAAGCUGCCGAAUAUCGAAUCAGAAAUAAUAGUACUCGAAUAG